UUUUCCAGAUGUGCCACAGACUCGAGACAGACCGGAACGAUUAUUCAGUCUGGCACUGGCCGUUUGUUAGCACUACCACGACUGUCAGCCUGGGACGCCGAGAGAAAUCACUUUGCUUGUAAGUGGAGCUUGCGGCCUGGAGCAGAAGUGUUAUAGUUCAUGGCGGUGACCCGGACGGGAAUCCGCUGGCUGCAAAGGGCGGAAGACGUGGGGGAGGAGGUCACCCGCCGCUGCCGCCCCUUCCUGCCCUCGGUGGCCCGCUCAUGCCUGGUGGCCACCUUCUUCGAGGACGCCCUUCGCAUGUGGUUCCAGUGGGUGGAGCAGCAGGCUUUCCUGCAAGACCGCCAUCAGUGCUCCGCCACCCUUGCGGUGGCCAUAGUCCUACUGAAUCUGGUUGGCCAACUGGCGGGCUGUGCCUUGAUUCUGCUGCACCUCUUUACUAACUUUGCGGUCACCAUGCUGGCCGGCCUAGUGUUGCUUCAGGUUCACAUAUAUGAAGUGCCACUUCAGAUGCACCUGCUGCUCCGAAAUUUCUCGCUGCUCGGAGGCCUACUUCUUCUCCAUGUGGAAUGCAAGGAGGCUGCGGUAUGCCGGCUCUACGGCGCAGGAGCGGGAUUGCCUUUUAUUGUGGGCCAGCGAUCCCAACAACUGAUGCAGCUCACCGGAAGGAUCCUGCUGGCCCUGAUGUAUCUGACCUUGUUCCAGCAGUAUCUCACAAUUGCUGCCAUGAUCUUGAAUUGCUUUGGCCUGAUCCUGAUGGCGUUCGUCGUUAUGGGCUAUCGCACCCGACUGGCUGCUUUGUGUCUUUCGCUAAUCCUGACCGUGUGGAAUGUGACCACAAAUGCCUGGUGGUUCGCAGAAGGCGACACCAGGGACCUGCUCAAGUACAAUUGCUUUCACACUCUAUCGGUGGUGGGUGGUCUACUGAUGGUUGUGGCCUUGGGUCCUGGAGAAGUAUCCCUCGAGCAGUACAAAAAACACUGGUAGUUGUAGUCGCUUUAAUGUACAUUUUAAGAUCGAACGCAGAAGAUUAUCAAAAUAUAAACAUUUUCCCUGACUAAAAA
This is a messenger RNA of Drosophila elegans, 1064 nucleotides long. RefSeq names its product surfeit locus protein 4 homolog. The record is from RefSeq and is a predicted model, not a curated record. The transcript has 2 exons. NCBI's taxonomy places the organism in Eukaryota, Metazoa, Arthropoda, Insecta, Diptera, Drosophilidae. Gene Ontology annotation, cellular component: endoplasmic reticulum-Golgi intermediate compartment; membrane; endoplasmic reticulum. Gene Ontology annotation, biological process: Golgi organization. Bases 160 to 987 code for a protein of 275 amino acids.